AUGGCACCAUUCAACCACAGGGCCAUAGCUCCACAGUACCAUAGUUCAGUAGAAGUACCAGAACAUCUCACUACCAGGUACCAAGUAACUGCAGCACCACACAACAGAACACAAUCUACCACAGUCACGGUACCACACAAGCGCACUACCACCUACCACACAGUUUCACACUCAACCAAACAACCACAUUCUCACACAAACACAUUCCCACACAACCACAUUCCCACACAAUUACAUUUCCACACAACCGCACUCCCACACAACCACACUCCCACACAACCACACUCCCACACAACUACAUUCCCACACAACCACUCAACCAAGCCGAGCGCCCCGACACCCCGGUGCAGAGGGCCACAGCUGGGCGAUAUCAAGAAAUAG
Messenger RNA from Penaeus monodon (black tiger shrimp), 381 nucleotides. RefSeq lists its product as uncharacterized. The transcript is spliced from 2 exons. Lineage: Eukaryota; Metazoa; Arthropoda; Malacostraca; Decapoda; Penaeidae. The record is from RefSeq and is a predicted model, not a curated record. Bases 1 to 381 code for a protein of 126 amino acids.